AUAACAACGAUGACGACGAUGAUAAUAUCCUUGACGAUUCAAAAAAUAAUGGUGGUGGAAAGAUCAAUUUAGAUGAUCGGGUGGAUGCAAAUGAACCAGUUACAAGCAAUUUUUUUAUUAAUGACCUUGAUAAGGAUUUGCCACCAUUACCAAAUCAUAAUUCAUCACAAUCAAAAAGUUUCAGUGAUUCUAAUAUCACAUCAACUAUACCUUUACGACCAUUAUCGCCAUCAUUAACAUUACCGAUGGAACAAUAUUCUAAUUUUGCCAUGCAUCAACAAAAUCCAUCAGAGCCAUCUAUAUAUCUUGAAUCUCAACAACUACAAUUUUUAAAUAAUAACUUUUCACACACACAAGAUCCUUCAACACAAUCUUCAUAUAUUCAAACACGUAGUGCCACGCCACAAGUUUUGACUGAUAGAUCAAUUAGUGCAAUGACACAAAUGACACCAACAUCACCUCAA
Messenger RNA from Entrophospora sp. SA101, 464 nucleotides. The record is from the annotation of a GenBank genome assembly. NCBI's taxonomy places the organism in Eukaryota, Fungi, Glomeromycota, Glomeromycetes, Entrophosporales, Entrophosporaceae.